CUGAACUUAAGAGACCCUGGUGACGAAGGGGCAGGAGGACGGAAUGAAGAAGAGAGGGGCGUCGAGAUCCUUAACGCAGGACGGUGAGGGGGUGACUGUCACUGAGCAGCUGGACCAGGCAGAUCGUAGCGAGGCCGCAGUGGAUCACACAUUGGAAGCAGCAGAGGUACAGAGUAGCCCAGGGGACCUCCCGAUGCUCAUGUUUAUUCACGGCUGGCUCGUUUGAUCAGGACACCGGCGAUGAGAGUUUUGGUGGGGCUUUGGAGGCGCUGGACAUCACGGGCAACCUUCUCAAGGCAAUGAUGGAAUGCUUCGAGGAAGAAGAAGCAAAGGUGACGGUCCAGUCUGGCUCAGACCCUGCCGUGUGGUUUUAUGUUUGUGUUCGGUACGUAUUCAGGUUCGUCAGCUGAUUGAGAGCAGAAGGACAAUCACGAUCAGCCAAACAGAUGAAGAGAAGAGGCAGCUACGGGUGCCACUCAGCCACCGACACACACACGCAUAUACGCAGCAGCAUAGUGUGUGUCUUUGUGUGCGACGCAUGCAGGUCAUCGACAGGCACUUUCGCGUCUUGUCGGGUAUGAUGCUGCUCCACACCACCAAACCGAUCGAGACGGCUGCGGAGCACAUGGGUGAGGUGGACAAGAAGGUCGUCAUGAUCCAGCAGCACAUCAACAGACUCAAACACCACGACAAAGACCAGGUCAAUCAAUGACACAUAUGCUCAAUAAGUGUGGCGCAUUUCGUCAACUGCUGUAUUUGCUUGUGUCUCAGGAAGGGGGCCGUGCGCUUCUGCUUGGCCUGCCUGACGGCGCCCUGGGACGCAUCUCGUCGUGGCUGACCACUGUCAACAAUGUCCGCUUGUUGCGGGUCAGCCAUGACAUCCACUCGAAAGCCGUCACUGAGGGCGUGUUCCGCCGAUUCGCUGUGGAGGACGACGAAGCAUGUUCUUACAAGCGUGCGGACGAAGCUCGUCGGCGUGCAUGGCGUCUGAGGCCCCUGGUGAGAGGCAUGACGUGUGACCUACGUGAAAAAAGAUAUUGGCUUCCGUGGACGGGCUUUUGUGUGUGUGCGUGUGCUUUAUGUGUGGCGUCUUGAGGUCGUGGCGGACGGAGAGAAUUUCUCUGGGCAUACAUGGAGUCUCAAAACUCUGGUGAGAGGGCUGACGUGUGAAGCAUAUUCGAGGCAUAGUGGGACAUGGUGAAACAGUGUGUGUGCGUGUGUUUGUGUGUGUGUGUGUGUGCAGUGCACAGCAGUCCAGAAGGCCUACGUGCAAAUGUGUCGCCUGAAUCCUGUGAUAUUCCCGCUGCUGGAAGCGUCCAAGGAGACACUUACACACAUGACGCUGACACUGAAAUUUCAGUCGUACUCAUCGGCUUACGAUGAACCGGCUUUGAAGGACGGCCAGUUUCCCAUACUCACGCACCUGGACGUCGGGAGCUACUCGAGUGGAUGGAUCGAACUCAUGGCGUGAGCAAGAGACGAGUUCUUUAGAUGUUGGCACAUUCAUUCGUGUCGUUGAUUGGAUGUGAUUCUCUGCAGCGAGCGUCAGUGGAGGUUUCCGGCCAUCACCAACCUGCAAGUCGGCGCCGACACUUGGGGCCACGGCAUCUUGGACAGAUCAGAUCGUGCAGCAUUCCUGAAGCUGCUUACAGAGGCAUCCGAGCUGAAGCGACUUGAUAUCCCCUUCUAUGAGAACAACACCACGCCCGCGCCCUGGAUAGCGCCCCGGCUUUUGGGGCAGACGAGCACCGCAUGGACCGACCUCAUUGCUGCCCUCGGCAAGUGUUCCCGCCUCACACACAUCACAGGCCUGACAGUCCGCAUCAACGAACUCCCCCGCCUGAUGCAGCUCAAAGAUGCCGUCAAUCACCACUGGGCCAAGCCGGAGAACAAAUGUGAGCGGACCAAAGCCGCCAAGGGUUUUCAGCGUUUGCAUGUCCUGUAUCCACACUGCAUGCAGAUGUGUACAAGAAGCUGGGAUUCAUCGUCAAGGGUAUGUCCAGGCCGACGGAGCAAGAGCCGAGGACGGCCUCGGAGGACGAUCUCGAUCACAUGCAACGGGACCCGGCAGCGAUGGCACGAGGGCUGGCGCAGAGGGUCGAGGGCGACGAGGCGGCCAUGGGCGAUAAUGACAAUGAGACCGUUGCGCAGCGUGAGCUCGGGCCUUCCGCUUCUCCACUAUUCAGCUGGCAGGGCCCCCCAUUCGGAGGCAGGCGGGAGCCGGGCAGUAGAUUCGACUACCGGACCCUAAACACCAGAUACAGCUAUACGGGCAACCCUAGUACCGGUGAGUUGAUGUUUGAGCGUUGGCGAGGAGGAAGGGGCUUCAACAUCAACUCUAGACGGCUGAGUGACAAGGUGAGCAGGCCAGCACUCACACACAUAAAUACCCUUAUGCACACAUACACAGCCAGACGUGAACGCACACAGACCAGCCACAUGUGUGCAUGUUGAUGCGCCGUGUGUGCGUGUCUCUGUGCAGGUUGCCAGUAGCCGGACUGUGGAGGUCGGGGGCGACGACAACAUGGAUGCCGACAUGGGCCAGAGGGAUGGCGAGAAGCAAGACGGCGGCGACCCACGAGCUGUCGAUGCACCGUCCAGCCCGGCUGCGGGCGGCUCGCCGUGUGGUGGCGCGCCCGGUCAGGCUGCAAAAAAAGGUACAGCAGCGGCAAAUGCACGCACACACUCUCAAUGUCUCUGUAUGUCCAGGUCCCGAAGAUGGGCAUGCUAGCGGCGGCAUGAGUGUCUGUGGAGGGGAAAAAGCGAAUCCUGCGAACCCAAUGGAUGGAGCAGAGACAAGUGGCGACGAAGGUGGGGCAGAGGCGCCAUUCGAUUUGAACAGCCAGGAGGACAGCGACCCAAUGGGCGAGGGCCAGGGAAACACGCCACAGUGGGUCGAGUACUUCGUACGUCCUGGCUUCCGCCGCUACUAUUAUAACGUGCAGACGGGGCAGAAACAGGUCAGAGAGAGGGAGAGAGAGAGCGGGAGAGAGAGCUCACACUGUCCUCUAUAUAUGUCUCGCCAUUAGUCGGAGCGCCCGGCGGGACUCUGUCCAUUCCACAGAGCCGUCCCCGACGUAUUUGAUGACGUUGAGGACGACCACUACGACCGCCAUGGCUUUUGUUCGAUCAGGCCGGACUACGCACAAGACUGGGCCUAUCCAUGGGCCAUCCGCGAAUUCAGCAAGUGGGCGGCCCAAGUCAAGUGUGAGCUCGAAUGGCGGCCUUUUGAGGGGCAGCUCAUCAUCGACUGCAGCAGCGACGCUGCAAAUGCCCGCACUGCGCCAGACGGCCUAUACGGAGACAUCGCCACGCAGCUCGCCGCUAGAGCCGAAAGGGUGAGGAAAGGGCAAAAUCGAUGUCCAUGUAACACACAGAUUUGUCUCUCAUCCAGGUCACCUUAAAACUCGGAGGGACGCCGCUGCAUGAGAGCUGGGGUGACAAACUGGUCUUUAACAAUGCCAAGACACUCGAAUUUCAUCCCAAGGAGGGUGCGAACACCUUGGAAGUGGAGCAGAGCAUCCCUGAGUGGCUGACCGGCAGGGGGGGCGAGAAGGGUGUCCCCUUCCCAGCUGUCACGAGGCUGGACGCCGACAUUCGCUCGUUCUCCCUCACUGAGUGCAGCAAGCUCAGUAGUCUCAUGCGGGGGCUGACAACACUCAAGGAAGUCCGUUUUCCUAAUCGUUUGCCUAGCUUCGCUGUAGGGUGUGAGCUGCUCUUCUGCAUCUCUGUCGAGCUGGAGAUGGUCUGGUUCGAUUUUCCCUUCCAUAACCAUGACCCUCCCGCCCCUGGCGGCUGCCCGCCAUGCAUAGAGGUAGUGCACUCGUGCCGUUUGAGAAGCAAGGCAGAUGUGCAGCAGCUCACUCAGCUGGUGUUGCUAAAACGGCCAGCGAGUGUAGACUUGACUAUAAAUGUGCCUUGGACUGAGUUUGAGAGUCGGGAUGACAAGGGUCGAAGUGCUGAAGCCCGCUCGUGGUUCAAGCCACUCGAUGCAUACUAUACUGCGAGAGACAACAGCGGGGUCAGGUGUUAUUUUGGGUAUGUAGAAAUCGUCGUCAGCUUUCAGCUUUCGACUGCUUGAAUAUGAGCCUGAAAGCUGAAUGAUUGGUACGUCAGGCAAGGCAAUUAGCCCACGGGGGGGCACGUAAAGGCGACGGGGGGAAGGAGGAUCGGGGCAAUGGCAGGCAGCGGUUGGCUGGCUGAAUGUCAUGUCUCCAUCAAAGGACGGCUGCUUUCUUCUUUGAGUGCUCGACAUUGGCUGUCUUCUUUGUGCGUACGCAUGCAUGGAGCCUUUUGAGGCAGUCAGGGAGUCACAUGAAGCAUGUUUGUCAGCGGUUUUGCUUUUGAUCAUGUAGGGUGUGAUGGCAUCCAGGCUCCAUGUCUGAACGGGAAGAGGGGACAGACAGACAGACAGACAGACAGAC
Molecule: messenger RNA, 4424 nt
Organism: Vitrella brassicaformis
Lineage: Eukaryota; Vitrellaceae
Source: the annotation of a GenBank genome assembly